AUGAAGCAAUGCUGGUUGUUACUGUUUCUUGCAUCUUCUAUUCAAGCAGGCCAUUUCGAUGGAGGCACAAUUCGAUGGGCACCAGUAAACAGGAGUGCUACGACAGCACCUAUUCAAGUGGUGAUUACUCAAACCUAUACAUACACAUUAUCAUUGGUCACCUGCUCUGUAGGCUCUCAGAUCGGAAGUACUACAUUCGGCUUUAAUUUCAGUUUGUGGUGCACCUACAAUUGUGGUCCGACGUCAGCAGGCUACGUUGCUCCACCUGUGCUUGGUUAUUGUACUGGAACGAGUCCAGGACUUAAUCUUGCUUUUUCUCAACGAUCAGAUAUUGUCAGCUUAGCUGCUAACGAUUAUUUUACCGUUUCACAUUCUAUACCCAAUACAUCAACUGCAGGCUUCUAUCGUCCAUUGACAUUGUCAACAGGCGGUACAAGUACAACAUCUCGAUGGAACAUUACAGCAUCGAUUGAUGUUCGUGUACGACCAGAUAAUGGACUGAUUAACACACCACCUUUAGCCAAUGUUAUGUCUCCACAAGGUAUUCCUUUAAAUAUACCUACCCAAAUUGUAAUUUCAACAUUUGAUAUCGAUGGUGAUAAUGUUCGAUGUCGAUGGAGUAAUUCAUCGCUUGAGUGCGGUAACGUUUGCUUUCCGACAACCAUUCCAUCAUCAACAAUAUUAUCAAGUAAUUGUACAUUGACAAUUACAGGUAAUGUGACGAACAGUUGGUAUUGUGCAUCGAUUCAAGUUGAAGAUUUUAUCGAUACAAAUUUAAUGGCGGUUGCCAUGAGUUCAGUUCCAGUUCAAUUUUUGAUCUAUGUCUAUCCUCCUCAAAAUUGUCCAGUACCAUCUUUAUCGAGUCCAUCGACAUGUAUUGGUGUUCAAGUUGGAGUUCCAUACACAGUCACAUUAGCAGCAGUGAAUAAUUGUGGAUCAACAUCGAAUAUUUCUGAUAUUGCUGUGCAAGCAUUUAGUGGAAUCGUCGAAGGACCGAUUAUUCAAUUGGAUCCACCAAAUGGUACAUCCUAUGAAAAGAAUAUUACCUAUACACCAUUGCUCAGUCAAUUGGGCCUUCAAAUAUUGUGUGCUACUGCUUUGGACAAUUCGAAUAUUCCAUCUGCUCAGUAUUGUAUUACAUGCAUUGUUGGUGAUACGUCGGUUCCAGCAUGUCCUGGAACAGCAACCACUGCGAGUCUGGCUGCUAAACGUCGUCACUAUCGAGAAGAACAAAGUAGAUGGAUUCAUAACACACAAGUCAAUGAUAUCUUCACUAGUGUACGUCCACCAGAAUCAUCCUCAGUAUAUAACAUUGACACCGAAUCAGCGCUGAGUCCUGCUCAGAAUCAUCGAGCAAAACAUCAUCAAACAAUGUUCAAGUCGAUGUUAUCGAUCAACAACACGAUUCUUCCAAUUCGAUCGAUUCGUUCAAGUUUGUCUGGACGAGGAAGAAACUCGAUGUUUCAAAGUCAUCGUCAUGAACAACGAACAUCAACGAGCAACUAUGAACGUUUACAACGACGUGCAUCAAUCUCAUCAAAUGAUUCUUUGACGGUAUGGGCACCAGUACAAAAGCCGAUCAGGACUGCAAUAAAUGUCAUUCGACUUCAUCGACUUAGUCAUACAGCAAUUUCAAACGAGAGUGAAAAUAUUGUUAAUCGAUCUGCAAUAACAAAUCAAUCUCAGCUUACUAGUGCGACGAAAGUAUCUCAAACAUCGAAAAGAAAUCCACAAAGAAUCAGCACUGUAAAUGUUUCUCGCGUACUUCGAACAUUGUUGAAAACGCCAAGACAUUUGAAAGAAUAA
Rotaria sp. Silwood1 is the source of this 1806-nucleotide messenger RNA. The record is from the annotation of a GenBank genome assembly. NCBI's taxonomy places the organism in Eukaryota, Metazoa, Rotifera, Eurotatoria, Philodinida, Philodinidae.